This is a messenger RNA of Mytilinidion resinicola, 1352 nucleotides long. Its product is annotated as GroES-like protein. The record is from RefSeq and is a predicted model, not a curated record. Bases 291 to 1352 code for a protein of 353 amino acids. Lineage: Eukaryota; Fungi; Ascomycota; Dothideomycetes; Mytilinidiales; Mytilinidiaceae. The transcript has 2 exons. Gene Ontology annotation, molecular function: zinc ion binding; oxidoreductase activity.
UCCGGAACACCGGCCGCCAGCCGGAUGCGGCAAUGUGGUGCAUUGGUGGGAAGCUCGUAGCCCACAGCUCCCGCCAAGCUUGUCCUCCGGUAUCAUCGCGACCCUGGGACACGACGCGCUGGAAGUGGGGUUUCGAAUCGAGAGCUGCUCUGGUGACAUGAGUGACCAGUAUAAAGGGCCUGCUGCCCGCCGUCGGUGACACUUUCAAUCAUCAGUCCACUGAACAUUCCUCACUCAAACAACAAGCCUUUAUACCCCAGACUUCCUUUCAACUCGCCAAUUACAUCACAAUGGCGCCCUCAAUCCCAACAGAGCAGUACGCCCAGGUCUUCGAGAAGAACGGCGGCCCCCUCGAGUACAAGAAGAUCCCCGUCGCGAAGCCCGCCCCAGAUGAAGUCCUGGUCAACAUCAAGUUCUCCGGUGUCUGCCACACCGAUCUCCAUGCCUUGAACGGCGACUGGCCGCUGGCCACCAAGCUGCCCCUCGUCGGUGGCCACGAAGGCGCCGGUGUUGUGGUUGCAAAGGGCAACCUCGCCCAGGAUAUCGAGAUUGGCGACCACGUCGGUGUGAAGUGGAUCAACGGAUCCUGCUUGGCCUGCUCCUUCUGCCAACAGUCCGAUGAGCCCCUCUGCGCACACGCCCUGCUCUCCGGCUACACCGUCGACGGCUCCUUCCAGCAAUACGCCAUUGCAAAGGCCGCCCACGUGGCCCGCAUCGACAAAUCCAUUCCCCUCGACGCCAUUGCACCCGUGCUCUGCGCCGGUAUCACCGUCUACAAGGGCCUCAAGGAGUCGGGCGCGCGCCCCGGCGAGACUGUCGCCAUCGUCGGAGCUGGAGGUGGACUCGGAUCCCUCGCCUGCCAGUAUGCCAAGGCCAUGGGCCUCCAGGUCAUCGGCAUUGACACGGGCGAGGACAAGAAGAAGAUGGUGACCGGCGAGCUCGGCGCCGAGACCUUCAUCGACUUCGCAAAGUCGACCAACCUCGUCAAGGACGUCCAGGCCGCGACCGCCGACGGCCUUGGGCCCCACGCCGUGCUCCUCGUCGCUGUCAACGAGAAGCCCUUCCAGCAGGCCGCCGAGUACGUCCGCCCCCGCGGCACCGUCGUCUGCAUCGGUCUGCCCGCCGGCGCUUACCUGCGCGCGCCCGUCUUCGAGUCCGUCAUCAAGAUGGUCACCAUCAAGGGUUCGUACGUCGGCAACCGCAAGGACACCGCCGAGGCGCUCGAGUUCUACCGCCGCGGCCUCAUCAAGGCACCCUACAAGGUUGUCGGUCUCUCUGAGCUGCCCAUGGUCUACGAGAAGAUGCGUGCUGGUGCCAUUGCCGGUCGCUACGUUUUGGACACCUCCAAAUAG